GAUCCCAAAUCCCUCGUCUCCUUCUUCUCCCGCGCCCUCUCCUCCUUCCAGUCCUCCCCCGAUGCAUUCCGCGUCCUGUGCACGCUGCCCCACGCCAGCGACCCCGCGCCGCGUCGCCCCGUGAAGCCCGUGGACCGCCUCGUCGUGCUGGACUCGAGCUUCAACCCGCCGACGAGGGCGCACGCGAGCAUGGCGCGGGCGGCGCUGGAGGGCGGUGGGGGCGAGGGCGGGCGUUUGGUGCUGCUGCUCAGCGUGAACAAUGCCGACAAGGCGCCCAAGCCGGCGAGUUUUCCCGUCCGGUUGGGGAUGAUGGAUGCGAUGGGGAGGGAGUUGCUUGAGGAGAUGAGGGCAAGGAGUGGCAGUGAGGGUCAUGAGUUGGAGAUUGACGUAGCUGUUACGACGAUGCCUUUCUUCCACGACAAGGCGCAGACCAUCACGCAGUCAGGUUUCUACACGAAUCCCCCGGCGACACCGCCGCCUACACAGACCUUCCUAGCCGGCUUCGACACGCUGGUGCGCAUCUUCAACCCCAAGUACUACGGCCCGUCGCCGCCGGGCGCAACAACCUCGCCGAUGCAGCGCGCGCUGGGCCCGUUCUUCGCCGGCGCGCGGCUCCGCGUGACGACGCGGCCCGACGAGCAGUGGGGCGGCGCGGAUGCGCAGCGGGCGUACGUGGAGCGGCUGGCGCACGGCGCCCUGGAGGACGUCGGUGGCGACGGGGCGUGGGCGGCGAGGGUGGAUGUCGUGGAGGGUGAUGCGGCGGAGGAGGAU
Molecule: messenger RNA, 771 nt
Organism: Ilyonectria robusta
Lineage: Eukaryota; Fungi; Ascomycota; Sordariomycetes; Hypocreales; Nectriaceae
Exons: 1
Cellular component (GO): nucleus; cytoplasm
Molecular function (GO): ATP hydrolysis activity; nicotinamide-nucleotide adenylyltransferase activity
Source: RefSeq, a predicted model, not a curated record